Messenger RNA from Gongylonema pulchrum, 279 nucleotides. The record is from the annotation of a GenBank genome assembly. Lineage: Eukaryota; Metazoa; Nematoda; Chromadorea; Rhabditida; Gongylonematidae.
GAAUCAAAAUGUGUAAAUGAAUCGUUUAAUGAAAGGCCAUUUAUAGUGCUUUUUCUGGGACUAAUUGGGUUGGGCAUCGGUCGUACAAUGCCUUGGUCACUCGGAAUACCAAUGAUCGAUGACAAUGUCUCCAACAAAAAUCUUCCGGCAUUUUUUGCCCCGCCUGGACUAACGGCAAAAGAUCCGACGUGGAUUGGUGCAUGGUGGAUGGGAUAUUUAUUCAUUGGUCUUAUCCUCAUUGUGCCGUCAAUUACAUUAUAUUUUUUCCCGACCAGGUGA